Henningerozyma blattae CBS 6284 is the source of this 1461-nucleotide messenger RNA. RefSeq lists its product as uncharacterized. Gene Ontology annotation, molecular function: fructokinase activity; D-glucose binding; mannokinase activity. The record is from RefSeq and is a predicted model, not a curated record. Gene Ontology annotation, cellular component: cytosol; mitochondrion. The transcript has a single exon. Gene Ontology annotation, biological process: glycolytic process; intracellular glucose homeostasis; glucose 6-phosphate metabolic process. Lineage: Eukaryota; Fungi; Ascomycota; Saccharomycetes; Saccharomycetales; Saccharomycetaceae. Bases 1 to 1461 code for a protein of 486 amino acids.
AUGGUUCAUUUGGGUCCAAAGAAACCACCUGCAAGAAAGGGCUCUAUGAUCGAUGUCCCAGAAGAAUUAAUUGAACAAAUUCAUGGGUUAGAAACUAUUUUCAGGGCUACUCCAGAAAAAUUACAAGCUGUCACUAAGCAUUUCAUUAGUGAAUUAGAUAAAGGGUUGUCCAAGAAAGGUGGUAACAUCCCAAUGAUUCCAGGUUGGGUUGUUGAAUAUCCAACUGGUAAAGAAACUGGUGAUUAUUUAGCUAUCGAUAUGGGCGGCACUAAUUUCAGAGUCGCGUUAAUUAAAUUAGGUGGUGAUCAUACUUUUGACACUACUCAAUCAAAAUAUAAAUUACCAGAUGAAUUGAGAACUACUCAACAUCCAGAAGAAUUAUUUGCAUUUUUAGCUGAUUGUAUUGAAUCCUUCUUAGAAGAACAAUUCCCAGAUGGUGUUACUGGUACUUUACCAUUAGGUUUCACUUUCUCAUACCCAGCUUCUCAAAACAAGAUUAACGAGGGUAUCUUACAAAGAUGGACUAAAGGGUUUGAUAUUCCAAAUGUAGAAGGCCAUGAUGUGGUUCCAAUGUUGAAGAAACAAUUAGCAAAGAGAAAGUUACCUGUCGAUGUUGUUGCUUUGAUUAACGAUACCACUGGUACUUUAGUUGCUUCCUUGUAUUCUGACCCAGAUACCAAGAUGGGUGUUAUUUUCGGUACCGGUGUCAAUGGUGCUUAUUAUGAUAUGGUUAAGAACAUUCCAAAGUUGGAAGGAAAGUUAGCUGAUGAUAUUCCAGCCAAUGCUCCAUUUGCCAUUAAUUGUGAAUAUGGUUCUUUUGAUAAUGAACACGUUGCUUUACCAAGAACUAAAUAUGAUGUUAUGGUUGAUGAACAAUCUCCAAGACCAGGUCAACAAACUUUCGAAAAGAUGUCUUCUGGUUACUACUUAGGUGAAUUAUUACGUUUGGUUUUAGUUGAUCUGCAUGCUCAAGGCUUUAUCUUGAAGGAUCAAGAUUUAACUAAAUUAAACGUCCCAUACUGUAUGGAUACAUCUUAUCCAUCUAGAUUUGAAGAUGAUCCAUUUGAAAAUUUGGAAAAUGUUGCUGAAAUCUUUGAAAAAGACUUCGGUAUUAAAACUACUUCUCCAGAAAGAAAAUUGAUCAGAAAAUUGUCUGAAGCUAUUGGUUUAAGAUCUGCCAGAUUAUCUGUUUGUGGUAUUGCUGCUAUUUGCCAAAAGAUGGGUUAUGAAACUGGUCAUAUUGCUGCUGAUGGCUCUAUCUUCAAAAUGUACCCAGGUUUCCCAGAAAAGGCUGCCUUAGGUUUAAAGGAUAUUUAUGGAUGGAAAGAAACUGAUCCAAAGAAGAUGCCUUUGAGACUUGUCGAUGCUGAAGAUGGUUCCGGUGCCGGUGCCGCCAUCAUUGCUGCUUUAGCCGAAAAAAGAUUGGCUGCUGGUAAGUCAGUUGGUUUAAUCGGUGCUUAA